AUGAGUGCUAUUGUAGUUUCUGUUUCUUCAUUGUCGCUAUUCUCUGCAGGGAUUCUCCGCUUUCCCCUAAGGCAUUUCUUCCGCUUCUCCUCCUUGUCCAAAACCCUAAUUUCCGCGAGCUGCAAGAAGGCCCCGAAGGCCAUGCCCGAGGGCUUGUCUUCCUCCGCCACCACUGCAGCAUCGCCUUCGGAGAGGGCGGUGGUGGUGGCGCCGAAGCCCAAGCCGCAGCCCUGGCUCAUCGUCGGGCUAGGCAACCCAGGCAAGCGGUACGACGGCACCCGCCACAACGUGGGUUUUGAGAUGGUAGAUGCUAUAGCUGAAGCUGAAGGGAUAUCUUUGAGCAGUGUUUCUUUCAAGGCGCUGUUUGGAAAGCUUUUUAUCUUUACACAAGAGGUUUAUCUGUUUGUAGGUUUCAUUGGAAAUGUCCCUGUCAUGCUUGCAAAACCACAAACUUUCAUGAAUGCAAGUGGUGAGUCUGUUGGAGCAAUUGUCUCAUAUUAUAAGAUUCCACUCAAGCAAGUACUUGUGAUUUUUGAUGACUUAGAUCUGCCAUUUGCCAAACUACGAUUGUUGCCAAAAGGUGGACACGGAGGACACAACGGCAUGAGGAACAUCAUUGAUCACUUCAAAGGGAGCCGUGAUUUUCCUCGUUUGAGAAUAGGUGUUGGGAGGCCUCCUGGGAAAAUGGAUCCUGUCAACUUUGUCCUUAGACCUUUUAACAAACAAGAGCAAGAAGAGUUGAAUUUCACAUUCCAGAAUGGAAUAGAAGCUGUGCGUAUUCUUUUGCUCGAAGGCUUUGAUAAGAGCGCGACCUUUGUUAAUAGCAGCAAAAAGUUAGAACAACUUGGCUAA
This is a messenger RNA of Thlaspi arvense, 852 nucleotides long. The record is from the annotation of a GenBank genome assembly. Lineage: Eukaryota; Viridiplantae; Streptophyta; Magnoliopsida; Brassicales; Brassicaceae.